UAAAUGGUGAAAACUUAGGUGCAGUCGACUUCACGUGAAGUUAAUAGUUGAGAGCCGUUAAAUGGUUUGACUGAUUUGAUUAGAUUUUCAUGUAAUAGCUCUCAACUAUUAACUUCACGUGAAGUCGACUGUACCUGAGUUUUUACCCUAAUAAAUAUGGCACACCGUUAGGCCUUAGCAAUUUCAAGAAAGAGAAUAACUUUGAUUCGGCAACAAUGGUGUACCAUAUUGUGGCAGUGCCAUACCCUGGCAGAGGCCAUGUGAAUCCCAUGAUGAACCUCUGCAAAUUCUUAUUAAUUUCCUCAAAAAAUCACCACCAUAACCACGAGAUUCUCAUCACCUUUGUUGUGACACAAGAAUGGCAAACCUUAAUCAACAAGAACACCAAUCAUGCUCAUGCUGAUAGCAUUAGAAUCUGUAGCAUUCCAAACGUUCUGCCAUCUGAGGAAGUUCGCGGCAACGACUUCCCAGGAUUCUAUGAAGCAGUGAUGAGAAAGAUGGAAGCACCCUUUGAGGCAGUGAUUGAUGAGAUUGAUAGCAAUGUGAAUGUGGAUCUCAUCAUUGCUGACACUGAGCUUCUUUGGGCUCAUGCUGUUGCCACUCGUAGAUUGCUUCCUUUGGCUUUGCUUUGGACUGCUUCUGCUUCAGUCUUCUCCAUGUUUCUUCAUCAUCAACUCUUUCUGGAAAAUCACUCUUUCGAGAAUGGAGAAAAACGUGUAGAUUACAUCCCUGGCGUUUCCCCAUUAAGGAUAUCAGAUUUGCCUUCAAUUUUCCAUGACAAGAAUGGAAAAGUGUUGCAACUAUACUUGCAAUGCAUAUCAAAGGUCCAAUAUGCAAAAUACCUUCUUUUCAAUUCAAUCUAUGAGAUUGAACCAAAUGCAAUANACCAACAAUGA
Molecule: messenger RNA, 896 nt
Organism: Arachis ipaensis
Lineage: Eukaryota; Viridiplantae; Streptophyta; Magnoliopsida; Fabales; Fabaceae
Product: UDP-glycosyltransferase 87A2
Molecular function (GO): quercetin 7-O-glucosyltransferase activity; quercetin 3-O-glucosyltransferase activity
Source: RefSeq, a predicted model, not a curated record